Argiope bruennichi is the source of this 3667-nucleotide messenger RNA. RefSeq names its product chromatin assembly factor 1 subunit B-like. The transcript has a single exon. Bases 129 to 2159 code for a protein of 676 amino acids. Gene Ontology annotation, molecular function: protein binding. NCBI's taxonomy places the organism in Eukaryota, Metazoa, Arthropoda, Arachnida, Araneae, Araneidae. The record is from RefSeq and is a predicted model, not a curated record. Gene Ontology annotation, biological process: DNA replication-dependent chromatin assembly; nucleosome assembly. Gene Ontology annotation, cellular component: CAF-1 complex; nucleus.
AGCGGGAAGGUUGCUGAAUAUUUUGCAAGGUGAGUGUGUGCCCCCCUAGUUUUUCUAACUUGUUCCUUAUGUUGUUUGGUUCUUUUAGUUAUUCUUUCUUCUGUAUGAGAUAUUGAUUGGAGUGAAAAAUGAAGUGCCAAGUUCCCCAAAUAUCGUGGCAUAGUCGUGAUCCUGUUCUGAGCAUUGAUUUUCAGCCAGGGAAACGAAAUAUUCUGAGAUUGGCAAGUGGAGGUACGGAUUCCCAUGUUCUUAUAUGGUAUGUUACAUAUCAGGAGAACAAAUCGAUCAAGAUUGAAUGUGCUUCUGAUUUGUAUCGACAUAAUAAAUCCGUAAAUGUUGUUCGUUUCUCUCCUGAUGGCGAGUUACUUGCUUCUGGGGAUGAUGAAGGAGCUAUGUUUAUUUGGCAGCUCAAGGAACGUGAGGUCCAAGAUACCCCAAAAGACGAAGAAAAUAUUAACCAAGAAGACUGGUUUCCACUAAAGCUGUUGAGAGGUCAUUUGGAAGACAUUUAUGAUGUAAGCUGGUCUGCAGAUGGAAAUUUUUUGGUUUCAGCAUCUAUGGAUAAUACUUCUAUUAUAUGGGACAUGCAAAAGUUUCAGAAAGUUCACAUUUUGUCUGAUUCAAAAGGAUAUGUUCAAGGUGUUUCUUGGGAUCCCUUAAAUUCUUAUGUAGCUUCACUUAGUUCUGAUCGAGCUUUGAGAAUAUAUAAUAUUAACACAAAAAAAACUGUUUAUAGAAUUCAAAGAGCUCCUUGGACAGUUACGACAGAAAAAGGUACUAUGAAAGCUAGGUUAUUUUUUGAUGAUACAUUGAAGUCUUAUUUUCGAAGACUAUCUUUCACUCCUGAUGGUGAGUUUCUCAUAGUUCCUUCUGGCAUCCUUGAGAGAGAUGAAGAGAAAUUUCAGAAUACUACUUACAUUUUUUCUAGGCAUGCCCUUAACAAGCCUGUGAUUCAAUUACCUACUGGAGAUAAGUAUACAGUUGCUGUGAGGUGUAAUCCUUUUCUAUAUAAACUACGUGGCUCCAAUAAAGAGAGUGAUGAUAAAGAAAACCAACCUAAGACCAAAUCUAUGAUCGAUUUACCUUAUAGAAUGAUAUUUGCUGUUGCUGCCUGUGAAUCUGUAUUAUUAUAUGAUACUGAGCAAUUAUUGCCAUUUGCUUAUAUAUCUAAUAUUCAUUAUACACAUUUAACUGAUUUAACUUGGUCACCAGAUGGAAAGAUUCUAGUUGCUUCCUCAACUGAUGGAUAUUGUUCCUUUUUGGUGUUUGGAGAUGGUGAAUUAGGAGAGGUAUAUAUUCCACCUAAAGAAGAAGUGAUAAUAGAUCAAAAUACUGGUGAUAAAGUAACAUCUGUUCUUGCAGAAAAGGCUAUGCCAAUCAAUAUACUUGAAAGCAGACCUGCUGAGAAAAUUGAGACAUUGAAUGUUCCUAUAGGUAGUGAUUCAAAUGUUACACAUUCUAAAACUUCUGAAAGUUCUGUAGAUAAUUCCAAAUCAAACAAAAAACCCAAGGUAUGCACAAUUAAGAAUUUCUUUAUAUCUCCCAAACCAAAACCUGCUUCUAAUGUUUUACAUUCAACAGAAAUAUCAAGUAGCAAUAAAGAUGCUAAACAGAAUGAUAAAACUGCUAUAAAAGAAGUAAUUUCACCACAAGAACUUGCUACUGAGUCAUUUGUCUCCAAAAAUGAACAACUAAUGGAAAUUGAUAAUGAUAAUUCAUGUUCCAUUGAGGUGGUUUUUGAUGCCAAAGGUGCAACUGCUUUAAAGGAAGAGACAGAUCACAAAAUUCAUUUAUUUGGUAAAAACACCCCAAAAUCUGAUGAAAUCAAACCUUCAGAUGUUGCUGAUAUUCAAACCACUGUUGAAGUUGAUUUGAAUAAUAGCAAUGCUGUUUUAUCUUUUGAGGAUUCAUUAGUUAAAAUUGAAAAUACUGAAAAAAUCCAUGAAGUUGAAAAUGAUUGGAAAUUGGAGCUAUCCCAGGAUGAAGAAAUUCCAAUGGAAGUCUCGGAUCCAAUGCCUUCCACCAGUUCAAGUUUUUCUAAAUCUCCAACAACAUCAGUUGCUCUGAAAACUACAAAUAAAAAUACUAAACGCAGGAUAUCUUUGAUCACAUUGUCAACUAAAACUUCAUUGAAGGCACCCAAAGAAUCUAAUAAAUAGUUGUGCAAUAAUUAUUCCAUAUUUAAUUUUAUAUUAAUUAUUUUAUGAUUUUGCCCAAAAUAUUUUAGGGUAUUUGUAGAAAUUCAUUUAUUUUUAGUAUGUCAAUUCAUUCUGCAUAUAUGAUGGGUUUUAUCAUUUUUAUUUCAAAAGAAAAAUGUUUGUAGUUUUGGAUUUUAUCUGAUUAAUUUUGCAAUAAUUUUUUUUAUAUUUUUAUUUAUUACAAUUUAUUUUAGUGUUUUCAUUCUGUUUGAACAUUUUGCAGAAUGAAUAGUAAAUACUUGAAGCUCGGCCUUUGUUUGAUAUAUAUUUGCCACUCUUUUAAUAAAUGCGAUUUGUGUUGUAGUAGUUAUUCAUAAUAAAAAUAUGUUAUUUUGCAUAAAUGCAGUCUUUGCUUUCUAUUUGUAUAAUUUUUUGUGUUUCCUGAGAGAAGAGAGAGAAAAAAAAAACAUUGAUAUUUUUCUUAAUAUCCCUGUUAAGUUUAAGUAAAGACCUCUGUUUAGACCAAUUGGUCAUUUUAAUAUUGCAGAAGUAGUAUUAAAAUGUUACUUGACAUAAAUACCAUGCCUUGAACAUCAUACUGAGUUUUUGGUAGAAUUAACUUUUUUGGUGUGAUUUUAUAGAAGAUUCUUAAUUGUGUGUGCAGUGGUUUCAAAUGUGAAUUAAUUACUGGAUUUAAUUAAAGAAUGUUAACUAUUGCAUUAUUUAUGUGUUAAAUAUCUAGCUUCGAAUUUCUCAAGUUGUGCUUUUUUUUAAUGCUUAUUUUAAUCUACUUUUAAUGUGGUUUAAUGUACUAAUACAUUUUCAUUACCCAAACAUUAUUUUUUGGAAUUCAUAUUUUUUUAAUAAUUAAAAUCACAUUAAUUUUGAUAUCUCUUUAUAUACAUAACUUAUAUUCGUGUUUAAAAAUAUGAAUUUUUCAGAAUUUUUUUGAAAUUUUCACUUAGUUUUUAUCAUUAUCAUUAGAACUUGGCAUCUUUUAAAUGAAGUUGCAAUUUAUAUGUAUAACUAAUUUACAAAUGUUUCGUUUUAUUCUUGUGGAUUGGCAAGGCAUUUUUGGUUUCAAGUUUUUAAAAAUUAUCAUGGGCACGGAAAUUUGUUCCAUGGAAAUUUUGGAUUUAUUUAUUUCAUUUAUGUGUCAUUAAUUAAAACUAUUGAUAUUAAUAAAAGGCAUAUUUUAAAGGUAUUACUUUUAUUUUUUCCAUAUCAAAUGCUCUUUAGUAAAUAACACAAAUUAACUAUAUGUAGAAAGUUAUGAAGUGUUAAAUUAUCAAAAGUGUAAUAGUAUAGUAUCAAAGAGUAUAUUUCUUAUACCAUCAAGCUAAAGAAAGAACAUAAAACAAGCAACUUUUAUGUUAAUUAUUUUUAUUUAAUAGAUUGUUGAUUACUAGUUUUUAAUAUUUAAAUAUCUCAAUUACUUUUUGCAUACAUUAAUUACCUUUUCGGAUCGUAUUUAGAACUGGGCAUAAUACUAUGGCACAUAACAUUUGAUAUAUUGUUGAUGCAUUUAU